Spizellomyces punctatus DAOM BR117 is the source of this 1937-nucleotide messenger RNA. RefSeq lists its product as uncharacterized. The transcript has 2 exons. Bases 131 to 1696 code for a protein of 521 amino acids. The record is from RefSeq and is a predicted model, not a curated record. Lineage: Eukaryota; Fungi; Chytridiomycota; Chytridiomycetes; Spizellomycetales; Spizellomycetaceae.
CCUUUCACACUUCCUCCGAUCCAACUUUUUUUUUUUUGGUCGAGCAACAGGCUUGCUUUCCGCAUCAUAUCAUACUUGUCGCUGAAACUUGACUUUGUCUGCAUUACCUGAGAAACACAUCAAACGACACAUGCCGUCCGACGAGCAAAACUCGCACGGCACUGGCCAAUCACUGCCGAAGAAGCAGCAAGUCUUUAAUGCAGCCCAACAAAAUGUCGGCCGUCCGCGAGGAAUGCGAGGUGGAAAGUCAGUUUCAGAGGUGGUGCGUCUUCUGCACGCCAACCUGGACAAAAAGCACGCAGGAGCGCCUCCCGUUAUUCCUCCAGUUGUGCGCAACCGCAUUGCGGCGUUUGAAGGACCGGAAGUGGGGAAAAUUCAAAAGAAACUUGAACCAAAGAUUACCCAAAACAUGCUCAAGCCUCCUAUGACACCCUCACGCAGAGCGGCUAUCGCAGCCAGAAGGGUGACCAGAGCUACUUUUGCUGAAUUGAAAAAUGGUUUUGAGGAAGACGGUGAUGGACAUUUGGUACGUCCCGAGUGGCCUGAUGUAAAGGCAAGGAAGGCUCUUUUCGAACCGAUUUCUGGGGAAAUCAACGGACAGGACAACGUCCCUGGUCGCAAGGUUCCAAGGACUCCUACGCGCAAAAGCCGCCGCUUAACUACGGGAAGCAUGUCCGAUGAUUUUGCACGCAAGAACAACGAAGAGUUCACAGGCGCGCUUCUCUCGGUGGAAAACACGUUGAAAUCCGAGGCCAUUACAUACCCUUCUCCAUUUGAUGAUGUCCCAGCUGCUAGUGAUGAUAUGAAGGAAACUCAAGAUGAUAAUGUCCCAACGACUCCAUCAAAAUCCAAAUCGACUGUAGCUCGGUCGGCGCGUAAACCCAAGAACGACGAAUCGUCUAAAGAACCUUCCGACGAUGCAAUCACGCCGCCAAAGAUACACGCUGGAGCGGAAGAAACGAUGGCUACACCGCGCACUCCGACUAGAUCCGCUGCUCGAGGGUCAGCCCGCAAGCCAAAACGUAACGAUGACAUGGAUCAGUCGACUUCUGACGAGCAAAAACAGCUGGCAGCAACGGGAAGCCCAUCACGUCGCCAGGAUGCUGUUGAUCAGCUGAAAAAGGACGAAGGAGAGUCUGGCUGCCCUCCGUCUCCUCGUCCCAUCAAAACGCCAACUCGGGCCUCUGCACGAAUUGCUGCUUUGAGCAGCAACGGGCGAAGCCCCAGGGUCAACAGAGGUCCAAUUCCGCAGCCAGACUUUUCGCAGAGCCAGGAUGCCAUGCAAGUAGAUUCUCUUCCACCACGUUAUCCAGAGAGCGCUGGAAAGCGUAAGAGGUCCUCACAACCCACAAUGGAAGAAAGUGACCAGGCUACGGUCUUUACGGAAAAAGCGUCUAGGGCAACAAAGAGGCAUCGGACGCUUGUGCUCACACCUUUGAAGGAGGCGCCGUGGCCGCCAAAGGUGAAUCAAACGCGACAAAAUAUUCUAGUCAACAAAGAGGAGGAAAGCAAGAAGACAGCAGAUCUUUGGGAAGAUAAUGUCAAUGGAAAUAUGGAAGAUGAUGAUAGCGAUGAGGAAAACGUCUGCGAAGAAAAUGGCAAUGAAGACAUGGAAGAUGUUGAUAGUGAUGAGGAGAACGCUGGCUGGCUCAUGUCCAUCUUUUUGAAAACUGCACGUGGAUUAGGAUUGCGGUGAGCAAGAUCGCUCCCAUGCGUAUGGUUGCAGUUUGUUUCUUGGGGCGUACAAAUGUAUUAUAAUAAUCGCGUUACCUGGCUUGAUGAUUGCUUACGAGAUGCUGCCGCGUUAAGUCGGAGUUUACAAACAAGACGGCAAUUUGUGGUGGGGGGCAACUUGCAUUUACCACCUUCACUGCAACACUUCCAAGGCUCCAAGAGUAAUUUUAGCGUAACAGAGACACUGUUGAUAUCGUCCGACA